Perca fluviatilis (European perch) is the source of this 1814-nucleotide messenger RNA. Its product is annotated as zinc finger protein 629-like. The record is from RefSeq and is a predicted model, not a curated record. Lineage: Eukaryota; Metazoa; Chordata; Actinopteri; Perciformes; Percidae. Bases 356 to 1576 code for a protein of 406 amino acids. Gene Ontology annotation, biological process: regulation of transcription by RNA polymerase II. The transcript has 2 exons. Gene Ontology annotation, molecular function: RNA polymerase II cis-regulatory region sequence-specific DNA binding; DNA-binding transcription factor activity, RNA polymerase II-specific.
UCGAAACUUUUAUUUUGAAGAAGUGCCACCGGAAGCCCUUUUACUUACCGUGUCUAACUUGAGCAGUGCGGAGUCUGGUUGAAGAGGUUUCUUACCGCAUCUUUGUUGUAGUAAACCGUUUCCCCCGCGUGAGUCCUGCUCUUUCCGCCACGUAGCUCAUCAGAUACAACCGAGGUGAACCACCAGAACCCGGAUGUUUGGAUAAACUUGUUCAAGUGGACGUUAUAACCUCAGACUCAUCUCCGUUAGCCAAGAAUGCUAACUGAAGUUAGCAUAGCGUGCUAGCUGGAAAUAGACCUCGGCCACACAGCGCUAGUAGGAGAGACUAUUGGAUAGAGACCAAACUGUAUGUUUCAUGGACCCGGACGUAACUUACCAACCCAGCGCAAGUAUCCGAGGGAGCGAACAGGUUUUAGCGGAGUCUGUCUGGAGGAAAAGUUUCUCAGAUUUAGUAAAAAUGACUAAAGUCCAAAUGCUGAGAGCUUUUGUGAACCAGCGACUAACUGCGGCUGCUGAAGAGAUAUUUGGGCUGUUUGAAAGAACGAUAGCAGAGUACGAGGAGGAACUUGAGUUCAGUUUAAAAGAGAAUCACCGACAACAGAAACUACUGGACGCUGUUUUAAACCCUGAAGUCCAGAUACACAGAGCAGACGUCCAGCAGCUGUCGGUGGUGAAAGCAGAGGUUCCCCCUGAGCAGCAGGAGUGGCACUCCAGUCUGGACCAGGAGGACCCAGAGCCCCCCCCACACAUUAAAGAGGAACAGGAGGAACUCUGGAUCAGUCAGGAGGAAGAGCAGCUUCAAGGGCUGGAGGAGGCUGAUAUCAAGUUCCUGUUCACUUCUGUCAAGAGUGAAGAAGAUGAUGAAGAGAAAGCUCAGUCCUCACAGCUUCAUGAAAGCCAAACUGAGGAGAACAGAGAGGCAGAGAGAGCAGAAGCUGAUGGAGAGGACUGUGAAGGACCAGAACCAGCCAGGAACUCAGAUCCAGAUAGUCCUUUACAACCAGCUACUCAUGACAAGACUGCAGACUCGUCUGAAUCUCACACUAAUGACAGUGCAGACUGGGAGGAGACUAGGGAACCUCAGUCAGGUUUAAACCCUCUGCAAAACAAUGAAGUAGCUGUAAGUGAUGUGGAAUGUAAUACUGGAAACACAUCAGUUAGCUCCUCUGAAUGUGCUGGAAGCUUUGGCCCCAAGAAACCUCUGCAGAACCACUCUGGAGUCCAAACAGGAGGGAAACCAUUUUGUUGUUCAGUUUGUGGUAAAAGCUUCUCGCUGAAUAAGACCUUAACGAAUCACAUGAGACUUCACUCAGAAGAAAAACGUUUCACCUGCUCAUUUUGUGAAUCACAUUUCUCUUUCAGUAGCGAAUUGAUUAGACACAUGAGAAUCCACACGGGGGAAAAACCAUUUAGUUGUUUGUUUUGUAGUAAAAGAUUUGCACACAAGCAACAUCUGAAACGACACUUGGUCCUCCACACAGGGGAGAAAUCUUUUAGUUGUUCAGUUUGUAGUAAAAGAUUUGCUAGAUCUGAAACUCUGAAACAACACAUGGCCGUCCACAUGGGGGAGAAAUAAUUAUUUGUUAAAGGUGCAAUAUGUAAUACUGACAGCCAGCGUUUAAAAUGGUUACUGCAGUCCAAAUUCAGAAUACUGGAGAGAGCUGGCCCCUCCUCCCCAGACUCAAAGUUUCCAGGGUUUCCAGGUUGAGAACGCUGAACCCAGUGUCCCAUAAUCAGUAUGUUUACAUGCACUUAUACCAUGGUCUGGGUGAAUACUCGAUUCUGAUUGGCUGCAGGGUGUCCAUUAAAAAGUG